Molecule: messenger RNA, 2697 nt
Organism: Misgurnus anguillicaudatus (oriental weatherfish)
Lineage: Eukaryota; Metazoa; Chordata; Actinopteri; Cypriniformes; Cobitidae
Product: eukaryotic translation initiation factor 3 subunit B
Biological process (GO): translational initiation
Cellular component (GO): eukaryotic translation initiation factor 3 complex
Molecular function (GO): translation initiation factor binding; RNA binding; translation initiation factor activity
Source: RefSeq, a predicted model, not a curated record
UGACAGCAGCCGACGUCACAUGCGUUUCUAACUGCGCACUCGGGUGGCAGCCUGCAUUCCCGUUAUCGUACGCAUUUCCAUCUAUUAGUUUUCUUACAUAAGUAACCGGACUGCAUUCAAAGGCAACCAUUACAGUGCAUUAAAUGCAGGAUUUGGCAAACAUGGCGGCCGAACCUGAAUUUGACGAAGAAGACGAGCCUUCGUUCAGCGACCCGGAGGAUUUUGUGGAUGACAUCGAUGAUGAAGAGUUGUUGGAGGACGUUUUGCGAGAGAGACCUCUGGAAGCUGAUGGGAUAGAUUCAGUGGUGGUGGUGGACAAUGUUCCCCAGGUGGGCCCUGAACGUCUGGAAAAACUAAAAAAUGUGAUCCAUAAAAUCUUCUCAAAGUUUGGAAAAAUCACUAAUGAGUUUUACCCUGAUGCUGCUGGUACCACCAAAGGGUAUAUAUUUUUGGAGUAUGCAUCACCUAUCCAAGCUCUCGAAGCAGUAAAAAAUGCAGAUGGUUACAAACUGGACAAACAGCACACAUUCAGAGUCAAUCUGUUUACUGAUUUCGAUAAGUACAUGAACAUCAAUGACCAGUGGGAAACACCUGAAAAACAACCGUUUAAAGAUUUUGGUAAUAUGAGACACUGGCUGGAAGAUCCAGAUUGUCGUGAUCAGUAUAGUGUAAUUUAUGAAUCGGGAGAGCGAACGGCCAUAUUUUCCAAUGAUGCAAAGGAGCCAAUAUUGGUUGAGGAACGAGCUCGGUGGACGGAGACUUACGUCCGCUGGUCACCCAAAGGCACGUACCUGGCCACCUUCCACCAACGGGGAAUUGCAUUGUGGGGUGGAGAAAAGUUUAAGCAGAUACAGAGAUUCAGCCACCAGGGUGUAUCGCUCAUUGAUUUCUCCCCGUGUGAGAGGUAUGUGGUGACCUUCAGCCCAUUGAUGGAUACCAAAGAAGACCCUCAAGCCAUCAUCAUUUGGGAUAUUUUGACGGGACAGAAGAAACGUGGCUUCCAUUGUGAGAGUUCAGCACACUGGCCUAUUUUUAAGUGGAGUCAGGAUGGAAAGUUUUUUGCCAGAAUGACACAAGACACUCUUAGUAUCUAUGAAACACCUUCGAUGGGUCUGCUAGAUAAGAAGAGUUUGAAAAUAACUGGAAUAAAAGAUUUCUCUUGGUCACCUGGGGACAACAUCAUUGCCUUCUGGGUCCCGGAAGACAAGGACAUUCCGGCGAGGGUCACACUGAUGCAGUUCCCAUCCCGUCUGGAGAUUCGGGUUCGGAAUCUCUUCAACGUGGUGGACUGCAAACUACACUGGCAACGGCAGGGUGACUACCUGUGUGUGAAAGUGGACCGAACGCCCAGAGGAACACAGGGUGUCGUCACUAACUUUGAGAUUUUCCGCAUGAGAGAGAAGCAGGUUCCUGUGGAUGUGGUGGAGAUGAAAGAGAGCAUCAUUGCAUUUGCCUGGGAGCCUAAUGGAAGCAAGUUUGCUGUGCUACAUGGAGAAUCGCCCAGAAUAAACGCCUCCUUCUAUCACGUCAAAAGCAACGGCAAGAUAGAACUUAUCAAGAUGUUUGAUAAGCAGCAGGCCAACAGCAUCUUCUGGAGUCCUCAGGGUCAGUUCAUGGUGCUGGCAGGACUACGCAGUAUGAACGGCGCGCUUACGUUUGUGGACACUUCAGAUUGUACCGUUAUGAGUUUCGCUGAGCAUUACAUGGCAUCCGAUGUGGAAUGGGACCCUACAGGCAGAUAUGUGGUUACUUCUGUCUCCUGGUGGAGCCAUAAGGUGGACAAUGCGUACUGGCUUUGGACGUUCCAGGGUCGGCUCUUGCAAAAGAACAACAAAGACAGAUUCUGCCAGUUGCUAUGGCGACCGCGUCCUCCUUCUUUACUCAGUCAAGAGCAAAUAAAGGCAAUAAAGAAGGACUUGAAGAAAUACUCAAAGAUCUUUGAGCAAAAGGACAGACUGAGUCAGUCUAAAGCUUCCAAGGAGUUGGUAGACAAACGUCGACUGAUGAUGGAAGAUUACAGGAGGUACAGAGAUAAUGCCAUUCAGCUUUAUAACCAACAGAGAGAUCUGCGCAUCCAGCUUAGAGGAGGUGUGGACACGGAUGAGCUGGACAGUAAUGUGGAAGAAGAGGAAACCAUUGAGUUCUUCAUUAAUGAAGAAAUUAUUCUUCUGGGAGACAUAGAGUAAGGUCUACAGGGAAAGCAGUCUUGUUUUCAACUACAGUGCAUAAAGCGCCCCGGGUCCAUUACAAGUGUUUUAUAUGAGUAUCAUGCCGAUUAACAGUAUAUUCCUACAGAAAAGUGAUGCAGUUUGAUUUUAAUGUGAAACCCAGGGCUCUUAUUCUGUUUAAAUGUCCAUUCAUACAUUCAUCAAACUCAUGAAACAAACUCCAUUUAUAUACAGAAAUAAUCGGCAGUGAUUAGAAAGAACGGUACCGUUCUGUAGUGUACGAUUUUUCAAAAGGAAAUGUCUAAAAUGUAGGAAGUUUUUUUGUACAGUGGGUUUGUGUUUUAUGUAAAAUUUUGUUAUAGGGAUUUUUUUAUACUGUUUCUCUUUUCUCCAACAUUCCAGAGGAACUAUGUGUAGAUAACAUUUUGAUGUUCCCAAGUGUUUCAGUAUCAUGAGGCAUGAAGUCAAUCAUGAUAUUUAGAAGUCCCAAAUUCAAGCUGCUUGUAAUUUAAAUAAUUUAUAAAUUAAG